Phoenix dactylifera (date palm) is the source of this 878-nucleotide messenger RNA. The record is from RefSeq and is a predicted model, not a curated record. NCBI's taxonomy places the organism in Eukaryota, Viridiplantae, Streptophyta, Magnoliopsida, Arecales, Arecaceae.
AAGAGACUUGGGAGGCAUCCAGAGGGGUAAAAAGAGGAAGAAAAGGGUAGCUUUUUGAUAGCUUUGCUGCAGAGAGAUUUCAGAUGGGAAGUAACAGAAGUUUGUUUCGCCAUUAAUGGGCAGUUCUGAUCCUCUGGAAGGAGGUGAGAGAAGAACAAAAGGUUGGAUUUUUGGAGAGUUUCAUGGGAGAUAGAGGGAGUUCGAAAGAGGGGCAGCCGCAAGAGCACCAGAGCUCCUUUGGGAUAAUUCAUUCCUCCUCCACCAGCUCUACCAUCAGGAGUAGGGAUGUUGCGCCGUAUGACUUGGGAGAGUUGGAUCCGGCCUUGUUUCUGUAUCUAGAUGGGCAAGAUCACUCAUCAGUUCAAGAACAACGACAGACUCUGAACAUCUUCCCUUCUCAGCCCAUGCACGUAGUGCCGACUUCGAAGGGGGGUCAAAUGAGCUUGGUCUGUCCAACAAGCAGUUCAUCCAAGAGAUCAUCGGAGCAGUCCAUGGAAUUACCGAACCCAAGAGGUGAUCUCGCUGCUCUAACUGAACCACAAAAGGAUAUCAAGGCAGUAGUGAAGAGGGAAGGGAAUGGGAAGGGCCCAAGCUCGGAGCAAGAAGAGCCCAAAACACCUGAUGCAAAGACAUUGAGAAGGCUUGCUCAGAAUAGAGAGGCGGCCAGGAAGAGCAGGCUCCGGAAGAAGGCUUAUGUUCAACAAUUAGAGUCUAGUAAAAUGAGGCUAGCUCAGCUAGAACAUGAGCUACAGAGGGCGAGAGCUCAGGGUUUUCUCGUUGGCAGCGGCAGCCUCCCGGCCGGUAGCACUGGCGGCGGAGGCCUCCCGGACGGUAGCACCGGCGGGCUCAACGCAGGCAUUACCCUAAACAAAACUUAA